UUCCAUUCUCAAGAACAAGAUGCUGUCGAUUUAGUCACGGUUCAAUUCAUUUUUUGGACUUACUUAGAAACUUGCCCUGCACUUUCUUAAUUUAGUUCUUUUCUGGAACUUCACUGUCACACUUGUUUCCAUGAACAUUCUUGAAUACUAGUGUUCCAUUUUUAUUUUAUUUUUUUAAUUAUAUAUAUGUAAGAGUAACCCUUCAUUGAGAAUUCCUUUGGUUUCUAAAUAUGCUUUUUCUUGUUGAUCAUUAAUUAAUUUCUAAACCUGAAAAUGAAUUCAUAUAAUUUCUAUGUGCUGCUUUAUUUUGUGGCAUUAGCCUUUGCUUCAGUAAAUUUAAUUACUACAAAAGGGGAUGAGAGUAGUGUUUUAGGUGUCAUUUUGGAUUGCAACAGCCGCGUCGGUAAAGAAGAAAUCGUCGCAAUUGAAAUCGCAAUCGAAGAGCUAAACAACCAGCAAAACCGGAACCUGAUUCUCCGCGUCAAAUGCUCUCGCGGCGAAUCAGUUCUCGCAGCUCAAGCCGCCAGGCAUCUAAUCAGCAAGAGCCACGUGGCAGCCAUACUCGGACCAAAUUCAUGGGAGGAAUCAUCCGCAGUCGCCGAGGUUGUGGCUGCCACCGCCCACCAAUCCGACAUUCCGAUUCUCUCCUUCUCCGAUUCAGCUCCGCCGUGGGCCACCGACCGGUGGCCCUUCUUCGUCCAGGCGGCCCCCGCCACUUCCAACCAGAUGAAGGCGGUGGCCGCCAUAAUCCAGAGCUGGAACUGGCGCCGCGUCAACAUCAUUUACGAGGAAACCGACUCAUCGUCGUCCGGAAACAUCCUCAACCACCUCUACGCUCCCUUCCGGGACGCCGGAGUCCAAAUCGACGCCCUGUCCCCGCUCCCGUUUUUCGCCACGUCAGCAGCGCUGUCAGACGAGCUGGAUAAGCUGAGGCGGGCCCAAUGCCGGGUGUUUGUGGUCCACACCGGCGUAGCCCUGGCGGAACGUAUAUUCGCCAGGGCCCACCAAAUGGGGAUGAUGGAGAAGGACUACGUGUGGAUCGCCACCGACUCCAUCACGAGCCUCGUCCACUCCAUGAGCCCGCCCGCCAUCUCGUCGAUGCAGGGCGUCGUCGGAGUGAGACGCCACUUCCGCGACUCCGGCGAUAAAUUCCGCGAAUUUCGAACGAAAUUCGUGGAAAAAUUUAGCAAAAGAUACCCCGGGGCCGAGAAAAAUCACGGCCCCGGGAUUUUCGCCCUGCAAGCAUACGAUGCCGCAAGGUCAAUUGGAUUGACAAUCAACGGCACCAAAAAAAUCGAUGAGAUCGAUUUUGAUGGACUAAGUGGGAAAAUCGAGUACAAAAACAGAAAAUUAUCCCCUGUAGUUCAGUUCCAGAUAAUCAACAUCAUCGGAAGAAGUUAUCAAGAGCUCGGGUUCUGGUCCGAUGGUUCGGGCUUCUCUACGGUUCUCGACAAUACGGUAAAAUCGAACAAUUCCUCCAUGGAAAUCUUGGGGCACGUGGUUUGGCCCGGCGGGCCGUGGUCGACUCCGAGAGGGUGGGUUCUUCCAACCGUUUCGAAUCCUCUGCGAAUCGGCGUCCCCAACGUUUCCCUCACAAGCAAAUUCGUCAAAGUCGAGUACAACGCGGCGACAAAAAAUUACUCCUUCUCCGGAUUUUCAAUAGAAGUGUUCAACAAAACUGUACAGAACUUGAACUAUUCACUACCGUACGAGUUCAUACCUUAUAACGGAAGCUACACCGAUUUGGUGAAGCAAGUUCGGUUGAAGGAGUUCGAUGCAGCCGUGGGAGACAUUGCAAUAAUAUCGGGAAGAUACGACUAA
Molecule: messenger RNA, 1821 nt
Organism: Erythranthe guttata (spotted monkey flower)
Lineage: Eukaryota; Viridiplantae; Streptophyta; Magnoliopsida; Lamiales; Phrymaceae
Source: RefSeq, a predicted model, not a curated record